AUGCCAACAGAAGCUGUCCACCACCUCAGUCGUGCUCAUUUUACAAUCGCAAUUAUAUGCCCGCUUCCCCUGGAGGCAGAAGUGGCGAUACCGCUGUUUGACACGGUCUACGAUAGAACUGUCUAUGAAAAAUACGGUCCUGUACGAAAUGACCCCAACCACUAUACGCUCGGCCGCAUUGGCUGUUACAACGUGGUUCUGGCCCACAUGGGUGGUUGUGGGAAAGCCGAAUCAUCCAGCGUGGCCAGUAAUAUCAAACAAAGCUACCCGGGCAUCGAACUGGCCCUUUUAAUAGGGAUCUGUGGAGGAGUGCCUUACAGGACGGACGUGGGUCCAACACAACGCAGGAGAGAUGUUUUCCUCGGCGAUGUGAUAAUUAGCAGCGCGAUUAUUCAAUAUGAUUUGGGGAAAAGACUUCCGCACCGAUUUGUGCGCAAGAAUACGUUAGAGUCCAAUUUAGGGCGAGCGAGUCUGCAGAUCCGAUCAUUCAUGACCUGCUUAGAGUCGCGUCAUGGCGACCUCUCCAAAGACGAACAGGGGCAUCUUCAGACUAUACAAGGUAGCAAGGAUGUGCCAUAUCCUGGUAUUAAAAGCGAUAUCCUGUUUAAAGCUGAAUACAAGCAUUGCGUACGCUGUCUGUGUAUCAGUGAUGCCAGCGGGGAUCCAAGUGUCGUGGACCGCCGUCGUGUGGACUCUGAUGGGGCUCCGUAUAUCCAUAUUGGCCGGCUUGCCUCUGGAGAUACUGUGAUGUGCUCUGCCAAGGAUCGAGACAAGAUUUCCAAGCGCGAGGAAGUUCUUGGUUUUGAGAUGGAAGGGGCCGGCGUAUGGGACAAUAUCCCUUGCAUCCUGAUCAAAGGAGUAAGCGACUACGCUGAUAGCCAUAAGAAUGAUACUUGGCAAUACUACGCAGCUGCGAGUGCAGCGGCUUGCAUGCGUGCUCUCCUGGAUCAGAAUCCCAUUUCGAAUGCGACAUCAUCAGCGGGCCUGGCCCAGGAUAUAAUUGCCUCCCAGUUUAAUCCGCGAAAAAGACCCGCAGAGACUUCUGAAGACUCCAGUAACGAACGGGAAAAGGCGUGCCUUGAUCUAUUAACUUUCCCCCAAGCUCAGUAUCGCCUAGACGAGAUUAUGGAUCCCCUCAGUACGACAUGCACUUGGGUACUAGAAUGA
Molecule: messenger RNA, 1167 nt
Organism: Aspergillus luchuensis
Lineage: Eukaryota; Fungi; Ascomycota; Eurotiomycetes; Eurotiales; Aspergillaceae
Product: 5'-methylthioadenosine/S-adenosylhomocysteine nucleosidase family protein
Exons: 2
Coding region: 1-1167 (388 amino acids)
Biological process (GO): nucleoside metabolic process
Molecular function (GO): catalytic activity
Source: RefSeq, a predicted model, not a curated record